Staurois parvus is the source of this 305-nucleotide messenger RNA. The record is from the annotation of a GenBank genome assembly. NCBI's taxonomy places the organism in Eukaryota, Metazoa, Chordata, Amphibia, Anura, Ranidae.
UGCCAUCUGUCAGUGUCCAUCAGUGCCAGCUGUCAGUGCUGAAGAGUGCUAUGUGCCAGCGCCCAUCAGUGCCACAUCAAUGCCACAUAUCACUGCCUUUCAGUGUCACCCAUCAGUGCCAGUCAGUGCCACCUAUCAAUGCCAAUCAGUGCCACCUAUCAGUGCUGCCAAUCAGUGCCAUGUGCAUCAGUGCCGCCUAUCAGUGCUCGUCAGAGCUGCCUAACAGUGCCAUCAGUGCCACCUAUCAGUGCCGCCUAUCAGUGCCAUAUAUCAGUGCUGCCUUUCAGUGCUCAUCAGUGAUGCAU